This is a messenger RNA of Microthlaspi erraticum, 1311 nucleotides long. Lineage: Eukaryota; Viridiplantae; Streptophyta; Magnoliopsida; Brassicales; Brassicaceae. The record is from the annotation of a GenBank genome assembly.
AUGAACCCUGAAGCGAUUCGAAAUCAUCUGUCAAAACGCGUAACGCCGACGUAUCUGAAGGAAUCAGCAGGUGACGAGUCAUGUUGCAUCUUCAGAAUAAGUAAUCGUCUCCGUCGCAUCAAUAGCAGAGCCUACGAGCCCGAUCUACUGUCAAUCGGUCCUUACCAUCACGGGAAGAAACAGCUCCGGAUGAUUGAGGAGCACAAGCCUCGAUUUCUCCGUCUUUUCGUUGAAGAAGCUGGCAAAAACGGUGUGGGUUUAGAAGAACUUGUCGAUACUGUAUCUAGAAACGAGGAAGCUUUUAGGAGAUGUUAUUCCGAGAAUCUCGUUGAGUUAAAUCGGGAGGAGCUGAUGAAUAUGAUGCUACUCGAUGGCUGUUUUAUUCUUAUAUUGUUCUUCAUCGUCUCUAGGAAACUUGAGCUCACCGGAAAAGACGAUCCGAUUUUCCGGAUGCCCUGGAUUCUGCCGACGAUUCGCAGCGAUCUUCUGCUUUUGGAAAAUCAAAUCCCGCUUUUUCUUCUGGAAGCCCUCUUUGUCACUUCGAGGAUAAGCCCUUCCGGUGGGUUGAACAAGAUGGCCUUUAAAUUCUUCCGCUACUCAACGCAACUGCCGGAAAGAUCUCGGCAGAGUAACUACGAGAUCAAAGCAAAACAUCUCCUUGAUCUCAUCCGUCAAACUUUCAUCCCUUUUACUUCCACAAAUCAAGUAAGUCUCUCCAUUCCUUCUGAUUCGAACCCUUACCUUCGAUUAAUCACAUCGGCGAGGAGACUCCGUAACAAGGGAAUAGUACUCACGGCGAGGAAAAAGGCAGAGACUUUGUUGGAUAUAAGGCUCAGGAACGGUGUGCUUGAGAUACCACCGUUGGUCUUAGACGACUUCAUCGGCCAAGUCUUUCUCAACUUUGUUGCUUUUGAGCAGUUCUACGGUUACUGUUCAAACCACAUAACGAGCUACGUAGCUUUUAUGGGGUGCCUCAUGAACGACGAGGAUGACGCCAGGUUCCUAAACAAGAAGGGGAUCAUGGAGAACUAUUUCGAGACGGACGAGGAGGUCUCUCGGUUCUUCAAGAGCGUUGGUAAAGACGCGGCUUUCGACAUUUCUAGGAGUUAUCUAGCGGAAGUGUUUCAAGGACUGAACAAACAUACUUCAAAAGGCUACGUUGUGCGUUACGAAGAAUUGAAGCACACCUUUUUCGGCUCUUCGUGGACCUUGUUAGCAUCUUGUGCUGCUCUGUUGCUCCUAGCUCUCACGCUUAUCCAGACCUCUCUCGCCGUCGGUAGUUACUUUCGUAUCGACAAUAAAAGGAAUUGA